Molecule: messenger RNA, 3172 nt
Organism: Acanthopagrus latus (yellowfin seabream)
Lineage: Eukaryota; Metazoa; Chordata; Actinopteri; Spariformes; Sparidae
Gene: s100p
Product: calcium-activated potassium channel subunit beta-2
Exons: 10
Coding region: 1662-2489 (275 amino acids)
Biological process (GO): detection of calcium ion; potassium ion transport
Cellular component (GO): membrane; voltage-gated potassium channel complex
Molecular function (GO): potassium channel regulator activity; calcium-activated potassium channel activity
Source: RefSeq, a predicted model, not a curated record
ACACACACACACACACACACACACAGAGCAGUUUCUUCUCCAACAGUUUGGCAGCUUUAGUAUUUAGGUCACCUCUUUGUGGAAGGAGAGAGAGAGAGAGGAAGGGAGGGAAGGAGCAUCCCAAUGUAAUGGUUCUUGUUGAUUGGGUAACACACACUCACACAUACACACUCACACACACACUGGUGAUCGAUUCAGCACCGCUCUGCUCUUCUUCAUCCCUCCCUGCGUCUUCUUCUUCUUCUUCUUCUUCUCUGUCUCUCUCUGUUCCUGCUGUCCGUUUGCCAGCGGACUCAUGAGGGAUUCUGAGAGGCCGAUGUGUCUGUCGUCCUCCUCCGUCUUCCUCCCUCUCGUCUCUCCUCUUCUUCAUCUCUCCUUAUCGAGCAUGACCUACAUUUCUAGCCCUUUUUGCCUUGGACCUUUGAUUCCUCCCCGUCUUAUCCCACCUACACACACACCCACCCACACACACACAUGGUCUUGCAGCAGGAUGGGGGUGGGGUGGAGUCACUAAGUCCAUUUAGAGCUGUUAAGGGUGGAGUUCUAAAAUAGGAUGCCAAGCUAAGCCCUGAGUGAACCCAGUUUCAAAACACUGCCUGUGUGUGUGUGUGUGUGUGUGUGUGUGAGAAACAGAAAGAGAAUAGUGAAGGUUAAGGAAAUAGUGCCUCCUAUGGACAAACACCAUCUCCUCAGUGUUAACAUGUGCACCUCCACACUGCCACCUGCUGGACCCUGUUCAUGAUUACAACCAUGUCUGAUCUUCACCUGAGCGUCACAUCACCUCUCUGCUCCCACCUGGUGGUGCCGGCCAGAGGAAACUACAAACUUGAUGCUACGUUUACGUACGUAACCCACAUGAAUGACAGAAGAUAAUUAUGCCUCAUCGCUGCUUAUGAUAACCUGAGUCCGGCGUGAAGGAACAUGAGGUAACCGUCGACAGCUACCUUCAACAAGUGGAAGUGAAUCACAGCGUGGACUGGAUUACAAACGUCUAAUCUCUGCUGCUGCCCGCUCAGGAAAGUCAGCAAAGCCCCUCGACUUCCUCCAAUUCUCUCUCACUGUUUGCUUUUUGGAUUGCACUCCAUCCUGUGGGUCCGUCAGACGGGUCCACGUGAGCUCGGCACCGGCACGCUUCACCACGGGAGCUUCAGAAAAGGUUGGCGCCCGUCGUACCUUAAGGACUCCCAUCAUCACGCACUGAUGAUUAGUGCGAGCAGCGAGGGGCAGUGUGGAGAUUAUGGCCGUCCCUCGGACUGCACUCUGCAGAAUGGGAGGCGUGCUGAGGGCUGAUCCGUCCCUGAUAGACACAAUAUCACUUGUUGGCUCGGCCUAGAGGACACUUCUUAACAUGCCAUGGGAUUAAACUGCAAAAUGAACACCUGCGGCCAGGAAACUUUGUGACUUCAGCAGCAUUUGAAGAACCCUCAACAAGACGAGGGAGGAGAGUGCAGUUUAUGUCAGGCAGUCCAUGAACAGUGAACCAGGCGGGCUGCAGUUGCCACAUCUGCCUGGUAAACAAAUCUGGCAUUUCAAGUGGACAUCUCAGGAGCUUCAGCAGCUUCAAGUGCUGAGGGAACACAAUGUGCAUUAAAUGGAAGCAACAGUCUGGAUAAAGAUAAACACGAGCGCAUGGGUGGAGGUGUUGUAAAGUGCAAGGUGCUAUGUUAGGGGACAACUGCUCCGACAGUCCGACCGUCAACUUCUGUCUGACACCACCGUCAGAAAUCAGGUGGGUCGUCCCCUCUGGCAGCAACGGUGGACUCCAGUUCCCUCAUUCCUCACAUACGAUGUUCCUGUGGGCAGGAAGUAAAGCCACAGAUGGCCGAAGUGACCAAAGAUCCAUCUACCAGAAGAUUCGAGAGUAUGAGGUCCUGGACAGGAGGAAGACGGUGACAGCUCUGAGGGCAGGAGAGGACAGAGCCAUCCUGCUGGGCCUCAGCAUGGUCUUCCUGUCCGUCAUGAUGUACUUCGUCCUGGGAAUCACCAUCCUGCGCUCCUACUCCGACAGUGUCUGGACGGACGAGACGAGCUGCACCAUCGUGAACUGCACCAUCGUGUGGGAUGUGAACUGUUCGUACAGCUGUGGAGCAGAGUGCUGGAAGGGCUCCCGUUACCCGUGUCUGCAGGUCUACGUCAGCCUCAACUCCUCGGGGAAGGUCAUUCGACUGUUUCACAACGAGGAGACGCAGGACAGCAACCCUGAGUGCUUCUACAUCCCAAAGUGCCAUAAGGACUACGCAGCCACACAUGCAAUAGUUCAGAACAUCUCUGAGCGCCUCAGGUCUCAGCACACGGUCCAGUGUUUCGUGGACCCCAAAGACAGAACGGGCAGCGCAAUUAUGACGCAGAUCUACGGCCAGGUCGCCGUCUUCCACUCCCUCUUCUGGCCGAGCUGCACUUUGAUCGGAGGAACCAUCAUCAUCGCCAUGGUGAAGCUGACCCAGUAUCUGUCCAUCAUGAGCGAGCGACUGAACCGCAUUAAGACGUGAACGGUGGGAAAGUCACAGCUUCAGAAGGGAAGUUCCCUCUGAAUGGACACGAGGGACACCUGAAGCGUCUUCAGCCGGCUGAGACUGGAGGACAAAGAGGAGGGACAGCGGACAUGUUAUCCGUCUGUGACAGCUGGAGGACGGUGGAAGGUCUCAGAGACUAAAAAUCUAAAAACAGCUCUAGAGACAAACGUGUAGUUUUGAGACAGGGUGGAAAUCCAGAAGAUGAAGAUAAACGGAUGUGGAUUCGACCUGCUGGUGGUUGAAGCUCUGAAACUAUCAUUUCCAUUAUUUUGGUUGGCCAGUCAGUAAUAUUUCAGUGACAUAAAAUGUGACAUAAUGAUUUUAACUACUACUGCUGGACUCAGUCAGGCUGAGCAGUGCGUACUCUUGAUUUGAAGUUUUCUAUCCAAAGAUGUUUUGUUACGUGAACGAUUUUACUACCAAAUAAACACAACGUGCCUGUAACGUGUUGAUACUGAUGUUUCAAAGAUGGAUCUCACAAUGAUUGGCUGAAUGGUCUACAUAUCAUUCAGUGGCUCACUGUGUUGCAUUGUGGGAAGUGUAGGCACCAUGUGGUAAAAUCAGUCCACUGCUAUAACACUGAACACCUAAAACACUGUUGGAGUCAUUUUUGACAGUUUGGUCAAAUUCGAUACAGCGGAGCCUUUUUUUUAAACCUG